UUGCGCCUGUCGCCAGUAAUUAUAUCUUAUAGCCAAGCUAUCACAUCGUGGUGUCGUGGGCUUGGCUUCUUUGUCUCAUUUGUCUGAUUAAUUGGGGAUUACAUGCUGAAAACUAAAUUAUUGGAAGUGGUUGGAAAUCGGGAAUGAGACUAAAUUCUCUAAUAUUACAAAUUAUGAUAAAGCACUUCGAUUUUUGAUGAAGUAGAGCUCAGUGACUAUUUCCAAUGGUUUGGCAAAUUACAUUACCUACAGGGAUCAUACAUGAGGCUUUGAAUGUAGUGUUAUCAUUUGAUCCGCUGACUGCCGCAGAGAAAAGACCAUUCGGAGGCAGUGGCGAGUGUGUGGUGCUAUAGUGUUAUUUGGGUCCUACGCAGCAGCUGGCACCUACCAGGAAAAACACUGAGGUCUACCGAACGAGCUGAACGGCACAAGCAGUGCCAUCCUAUCUAUUGGGAACACGCCUGGAGAAUUCCAAGCAAAGACAACAGACGUUCAUCGCUACACUUAGAGGCCAUUAGCUGACACCAUGUUUUGUUUUCACUGUCCACCUACUCUCCACCCCGCUGCCAGACAAUUUGGAAUGGAUUUGGCUUAUCAACACCACCAUCCAUAUUCUGGUUAUGGGCUGCAUACUGAUUUCCAAGAUGAUAGUUUUGCUAGACGGAAACAACGGAGGAAUAGAACAACUUUCACGCUCCAACAGCUUGAAGAGCUUGAGAAAGCGUUUGCCCAAACACAUUAUCCUGAUGUUUUCACUCGAGAAGACUUGGCCAUGCGAAUCAAUUUGACAGAAGCACGUGUACAGGUGUGGUUUCAAAAUCGUCGAGCUAAAUGGAGAAAAAGUGAGCGGUUUGCUCAACAACAGACCAAACCAAACAACAAUCAGAAUGAUACGGGGAACGAGGAUGGUAACUCAGAGAUAGAUAUGAAAAUGCAAGAAGGUGGCGAAGAUCUCGAGGUUGACACAGUGACAAGUUCGGACGAUUUAGAUGACUCUUUACUUCCGGAUGACAUAGAUGUUCACCCGGAACGGGGCGGGGAUACCAUCGGUAAAAGUGACUCGUUUGAUAUCAAUUCCGAAACGAAAGACCAAACACACUGUAAUGAUAUUGAUGAAUGUAAAGAGGAACCUGACACCAAUACAAUCUCUCAGGAUAAUGAAAUAGGCCAAACGUCUUCUUCAGAUUUAUCAUCGUCAUCGAACAGUAAUGAAAUGGAUGACAACAAAAAUAACUUAACCGACAAAAUCGCCGAACCAACCUCUGACAAUUCUGAAACCGAGACCAACAACUCGGAAUCGGGAGGAACUAGUCACACAUCUCAAGCCAUCCCUAACUUAUUGUCGACGGGAAUGCCACACGGAAUGUGUUCUUCGUCAUCUAUGUUGAUGAAUAUUGCCAAUCAAACUCAGGAAAACAUCAUGCAGAAACAACAGCCAUUCUUGCAGAACUCUUUUGUGCAAACAUUGCUUGCUCUGAACAACAACGCUACAUCACGGCCAGCAGGCUUGAUGCCGUUUAUGGAAGGAGCUGGCUACAAGAACUACUUGGACAACUACUUCACUCCCAGACACUUCCUACCUCAUGUGGCACAUCCUGCUUUUAAAGCGGCAUGUCUUCCUUUCUGCGCCUGCUGCACUACGAGACCGAGUUGUCCCCCUUUGAUGGUUCCCCCUGACCAGAGAACAUCCAGCGUUGCGGAACUCCGUCGUAGGGCACGUGAACACUCGGAAUCAAUAACGUCAUCAAAUGUUCCUGACACCCCACACAGUAGCCGGCCAUGAUACAUCACAGCGACCUCUGAAAUAAAUGGUGAUUAAGGGGACAUAACUACCUAUCAUUGACAUAACUGUAGUGCAAGGAAUUUGACACUUUCCCUUUCCACAAUGUAGCAGAGCAUUGCACGAAUGCACUUACUGACCAUGGACACGUACAGAGAGUUGGUGCAGUCCGGAACCUAAGGCAUGGCUAGCUUUGCAGAUUCCUAAGGCAUCCAUGGAUUAGUGAAAUGUUAAUUAUUUCUACGACUUUGAUCUACCAAAGAAUACUGUGUCAUUUUAUAUGACGACAUUCCUCUUUGUUGUUGCUUUGUUUUUAUUGUACCUGUUAAAUUAUUAUACCUCCUAUUGGCUGUCUAAAUGUGCUUUUAAUAAAAAUAAAAU
This is a messenger RNA of Pecten maximus, 2161 nucleotides long. Its product is annotated as diencephalon/mesencephalon homeobox protein 1-like. Gene Ontology annotation, molecular function: RNA polymerase II transcription regulatory region sequence-specific DNA binding; DNA-binding transcription factor activity, RNA polymerase II-specific. Lineage: Eukaryota; Metazoa; Mollusca; Bivalvia; Pectinida; Pectinidae. The record is from RefSeq and is a predicted model, not a curated record. The transcript is spliced from 7 exons. The coding region runs from base 527 to 1783 and encodes 418 amino acids. Gene Ontology annotation, biological process: regulation of transcription by RNA polymerase II.